CAUGCCGUCCGCGCUGUCGCUCUCGCUGCUGCUUCUGCCGCUGGCCGCUGCCGCCGCCGCCGCUGCCGCCUCCGCCGCGCCACAGCUCGACUUCCACGACGCUGUCGUUGUGGAGGCGGAGGCGCGCGCGGAGCCCCGGCCACAGCCGGCCGGCCGGCCUGACUGCAGCCUGGAGGCGGCGCCCGGCCGCUGCCGCGGGCUCUUCCACAGCUUCUUCUGGAACGCCACCGCCCGCCGCUGCCAGCCCUUCAUCUGGAGCGGCUGCGAAGGCAACUCCAACAGGUUCGACAGUGAAGAAGACUGCCGCCACGCUUGCGCAUGAAUGCAACGACGUCCCUUCCCAAGAUGACGUCAACAGUCGCACAACUGCACAUUAGAUAAGGUGUCACACUGAAGUAUAACGCACCUACAUUGAAUGGAAACGCCAUUAUUCUGGGAGCCUUUGGACUCUUCUUUCACAUCUGUGGAUCAUUCUUAAUCAAGACAUACCAUAUGGAUAUUUCAAUUUACAUUUUCAGUAUUUAUGUGUUCAGUGUAACUAAUUACAUCUGUUAAAUACAUAUAAUUGUUGUUAUUUCCUGUAUUUACCUUACAAAUAGUAGGAGAAAUAAUUUAUGAAUGUCAAGCACAGUCUUCAUUCGACAUUGUGAAUCUACGUUAUGAAGACAGGAGUAAUUCUGAAUUAUUUCAAUAGAAUGAAUAUGUGUCGAUACUUGUGUGUGAACGGUAUGGUCAACAUGAUCCAAUCCACGAGAAUAUACGUGUUGGUAUAGUUAGUGUAACUGUGUAAUAUCUUAAAAAUGAGUUGCUUUAGUUUUCAGCAUUUUACGAUCAGUGAAGUUUUUAAGAGUUAGUGCUGUUUGUAAAGAAUUUUGAAGUUCCUAUGUUUUGCAAGUGAUUUAAUACGUCUCCUUGUUGUUGAUGUGCAUGUCUAUGACUUCACGGGUGUUCAGAGAACUUUAUACACAUACCAGCUGCGCCUGAAAGAUAAAAAUAUUCUACCCGUACAAGGUUUCGAACUGGAACUGUGAUGUUAGAAUUGGGAAACGGUUAUUAAAAUACGUUGUAGUUCAAGAACU
Molecule: messenger RNA, 1079 nt
Organism: Schistocerca cancellata (South American locust)
Lineage: Eukaryota; Metazoa; Arthropoda; Insecta; Orthoptera; Acrididae
Product: kunitz-type serine protease inhibitor dendrotoxin E-like
Exons: 4
Coding region: 2-322 (106 amino acids)
Molecular function (GO): serine-type endopeptidase inhibitor activity
Source: RefSeq, a predicted model, not a curated record